Nannospalax galili (Upper Galilee mountains blind mole rat) is the source of this 1565-nucleotide messenger RNA. It is a transcript of the gene Slc33a2, whose product is annotated as major facilitator superfamily domain containing 3. The record is from RefSeq and is a predicted model, not a curated record. Gene Ontology annotation, molecular function: transmembrane transporter activity. Bases 212 to 1450 code for a protein of 412 amino acids. Gene Ontology annotation, cellular component: membrane. NCBI's taxonomy places the organism in Eukaryota, Metazoa, Chordata, Mammalia, Rodentia, Spalacidae. Gene Ontology annotation, biological process: transmembrane transport. The transcript has 5 exons.
GAGCAGCGGGCUGCGCGUACUUAAGGCCCAGGCCGCCGGAAGGCGGGUCUCUAGCUCCGCGUUUUCUCCAACUUCCGUACUUUUGUCUGCGUGCACGUCUGGACCCCGGCCUGAUUGGCCCUGACCACAUGCAGAUGGACCAGCCCCUCCCAGACUCCACCUGGAGCCCAAUUUCCCAGUCGGAGCCGCCCGCGUCCCCCGCACCCUGGCUAUGCAUGGGAAGCUGCUGCCGCUGGCCGGCCUCUAUCUUGUGCAGGGCCUGCCCUAUGGGCUGCAGUCUGGUCUGCUGCCCAUCUUGCUGCGGGCCCGUGGCUUCUCCCUGACACGUGUGGGCCUGACCAAGGGACUGUAUGCGCCAUGGCUGUUAAAGCUGGCGUGGGCGCCACUGGUGGACAGGCGAGGUUCCCCGCGGGCCUGGCUAACGCUCAGCACCGCGACCCUGGGCCUGGUGUGUGGAUUGCUGGCCGCAUUUCCUCCCCCGCAAGCUGGCCAGGUAGGGCUGCCCAUCACCUUGGCGGGGCUGCUACUGCUGCUGAACCUGGGUGCAGCCGUGCAAGACGUGGCUCUGGACACACUGGCUGUGCAGCUUCUGAAGCCAAGGGAGCUGGGACCAGGCAACACUGUGCAGGUGGUGGCUUACAAGCUAGGGGCAGCACUGGCUGGGGGUGGGCUGUUAGUCCUCUUUCCCACCCUCUCUUGGCCACUGUUUUUUUUGCUCCUAGCUGCCACCUACUGGCUGGCUGCUGCCUUAGCCUGGGCUGCACCAGCCUUGGGCCAGAUGCCCUGGCCUCAGGCGGCAGAGCACACCCCUCACACCUCCCAUCUUCUACAUGAUUUGCUGGCUGUGCCUGGGACCCUCUGGACAUCAGGCUUUGUGCUCUCCUACAAGCUGGGUGAGCAGGGUGCUGGAAGCCUGUUUCCACUCUUCCUGUUGGACCAUGGUGCUUCUGCCUCAGAUCUGGGGCUGUGGAGUGGCUUGGGGGCUGUGACCUGUUCCAUUGCUGGCUCCUCCCUGGGUGGGGCCCUACUGGCCAGACACUGGCAGCCGCUGUCCCUGUUGAAGUCAGUGCUGAAGCUUCGCCUUGGGGGUUUGGCCUUCCAGACUGCCUUGCUCUUCCAUCUGAACACCCCAGGGGCCAGCCUGGACCCUGGCACAGUCUUGCGAGGGGCAGCUUUGCUGAGCCUAUGUCUACAGCAGUUCCUAGGGGGUUUGGUCACCACUGGUACCUUCACUGUGAUGAUGCACUGCAGCCAGUUGGCGCCCAGAACCCUGCAGGCCACUCACUACAGCCUCCUGGCUACUCUGGAACUGUUGGGCAAGCUGCUGCCAGGCACCCUGGCUGGAGUGCUGGCUGAUGGCCUGGGCCCACAUCUCUGCUAUGCUCUCUUCCUUGCACUCUCAGCUCUUCCCCUUUUGGAGCUGGGCCUGGCACCCAACACCCUGGCCUGAAAUGGGUGUCAAGACUGUCAAUAAAGCCAAGAGUGCUUUGGCCUGUAUGUCUGGAGCACAGCAGGCUCAGGGCAGUGUCACCAGAAAGGACAUAAAAUGACUUGAUUGCUUUUUA